Molecule: messenger RNA, 1026 nt
Organism: Parastagonospora nodorum SN15
Lineage: Eukaryota; Fungi; Ascomycota; Dothideomycetes; Pleosporales; Phaeosphaeriaceae
Exons: 1
Coding region: 1-1026 (341 amino acids)
Source: RefSeq, a predicted model, not a curated record
AUGUGUUACCUGAUGCCAAGGUCACCCACACUCCUUGCAAUCCCCUCGCUGUCACUCUCCGCCCAGUCCUCGCCGUGCCCCUGCCGUAGCCAGGACCCAUCUCCUGCAAGUAACGUCAACGUUGCGCGCGCAAGUCCCAUCUGGGAGCCUCUCAUGAGCAGAGAGCAGCUCUACCACCACACGGUGCUUCCACGCGACGUGCCGGGGAGAGAGGACAGGAACCUAUACUGCGCUGAGAGUGAGCUCGCAACCCGCUUGACUGAUGCGGUGAAGUCCCUUGUGCCACACGCUCCUUUGGACGACCUACCGUGCAUCGACGCGGUGAGGCUUGCUCUCACAACAUGUGGAUCCAUCAACGUAGAUGGAAAGAUAGAUAAGACCUUACUCAUCAAGGCAUUACAACAGAUGCUGCUGCUGGUUUUCAAGGCCAGCUUGGGGACUCAUCCCCUGCCACCAAUGUCUGUUCUUCUCCAUGGCGUAACAGACGCCGCUCCUUUGGACGACCUGCCGUGCAUCGAUGCGGUGAGGCUCGCUCUCACAACAUGUGGAUCCAUCAACGUAGAUGGAAAGAUGGAAAGAUCGAUAAGACCUUACUCAUCAAGGCAUUACAACAGACAAAACGAAGCCACAGGGGCCAUCUCUCUCUCUCCAUGGCGCGACCAACGCCGCUCCUCUACAUGGACAUACCGAGCCCAUAGGAGGCUCGCUCUCACAACAUGUGGAUCCAUCAACGUAGAUGGAAAGAUGGAAAGAUCGAUAAGACCUUACUCAUUAAGGCAUUACAACAGACAAAACGAAGCCACAGGGGCCAUCUCUCUCUCUCCAUGGCGCGACCAACGCCGCUCCUCUACACGGACAUACCGAGCCUAUAGGAGCUAUCCCCCCUCUCCCCAUGGCGCGACCAACGCCGCUCCUCUACACGGACAUACCGAGCCCAUAGGAGCUAUUCAUCCCCUUCUCCACGGCCUCACUGAUAGCGAUGACGGUCGCGUGCGCGUACAAGUUUUCUCCAGGAUCCUUCUAUGA